Molecule: messenger RNA, 4314 nt
Organism: Bemisia tabaci
Lineage: Eukaryota; Metazoa; Arthropoda; Insecta; Hemiptera; Aleyrodidae
Source: RefSeq, a predicted model, not a curated record
AUGGAAUUCACCUUAUUAAGCACUUUCAGAUGGAGCAGUAAAAUGCUGUACCUCCUAGGAUUUGAGCCAGACGUUGUCGCACUGUAUCCGGCAAUUCAGUACCCAGUUCCAGCGGAUACUCCCAACCUUCAACAAUUUGUCACAUGGGAACACACUGAGUCUUACGAACCACCAGAGAGUCAAAUGGUUAUAAGUCAACAAGAGAGAUUUAAACUUGAACGGUCUUACUUUCUAGAGGAUAUAGAAUACGCACUAUUAGCCUGUGAGAAGACUGGAUCACCCGUCCUCCCAGUGUCAUUCUUUUUGACAGAGGUGUGGAAUAUUCUUGCAAAUGUCAAUGAGAAGUCGUUUGAUGAAUUGCCCGUCCAGUUUGAGGACGUCCAAAUUUUAUCCAAUAUCAACCACUUCGGAGAAGGAUUUGGUCAAAUUUGGAUUCAAAUUCUCCCGGGUACCGGCGAGUUUUCUGUAUUCCAAGAAUGGGUACAAGAAAGAGAAAAAUCGUACAGCACAGAGGUCAAAACAGUCGAUGAAGUGACGCCAAGCAAUAUGAUUUUAACAGGAAAAAUUAAAGAGUGGGAAAAUCCGGAAAACCCUUCAACCUAUGCUGAUCUAUUCAACAGUGAUAAAAUGGGCAAAGUGCGAAAUGGAGGUCAAGAUAAAGACUUGUCUGAUGCAAUGAAAUUUACCAAUGGAUUUCAAACAAAGCGCAUAUCUGAUUGGCAUUUAAGUGAUCAAGGGUCAAAAAUAAAUUUCUUUGUCAAUACGGUUGUUCGGCAUCUUGAAUGUGAUGGGAUCACAAUUUAUGGUCUCAAGACUACACCAAUCACAGAAACAAUCAUAAAUGCGGAUGAAAUCCAGAUAGAACGAGUUCUUUUUGUGCCAUACGGAGAAACUAUGUUCAAGAACCCACAUGAGUUUCUGCGGGUAAGUCUCCAAACCAUUGUAGAAAAUUCGAAUCACGCCACUGUCACAACGGCAGACAAGCCCCUCCAAAUUCAUAUUUCUGGUGAAAAAAGUGGACGGCUAGUUCCUUCAUUACCAGAUAUCUUUUCAGAAGUCCUUCGGUCAAAUGACAACAACCUACAUGUGGAAAUGAUUCCUGAUGAUCUGUCCAAAGUUAACUGCUUAAUCACAGGAUCUUACCUAUCUAUCGUAUCUGAUCUGAAAUCAAUACCGUCUCUAACUUCUCGUAAGAACUGUGAUGAAGCCUAUCUUCUCACUAUUACGCCUGCUCAGAUUCAGAUGAAAGAUGUGAAGCAGGCAGCUCAAAGCUGUGGAAACCACUAUGCGGUGAUAUAUGAGCAAGUAUUCGCUUCACUCCGAUACGGGCUCUUGAAGAAGAGAAACCAUCCAAAGCAGUUAAGACUCUGUUACAUCUCAGAAGACGUACAUUCCAGUUUGGAGGCUUUGCGUUUGAAAGAGAACUCUGACAGUAAAACGGUGAUUUUGAUCGUCCAAAAACCUCCACCUGCAAACCCUAUUAUUACCAUCCAAAGGAUAUUGAGAGAGACGGAAAAAAUUGGCCUCAAAUGUCACCUAUACCUUAUGUUAGACGACGACGUCCCCACCUUCUCUCCAAGCAGCAACUUCUAUCGCGAACAAAUAGAUCGAGAGAUGACCGUGAACGUACUGAAGAAAGGCAAGUGGGGUAGUUACUAUAAAAUCCCUAUCCAAAAAAAGACGCACGAAGAAGUGGACCAACUCGUCACUCUCGUUAACCAUCCAACGGAUGUGGAUUUUAAGUUCAUCGGUUUAAACCCAGUUGUCAAAGAACUCGGAAAGGAGGAGGCACCUACUCUGCUUGACUACUCUGGCAUUUCGCUAUCAGGGCAUCCAGUGAUGGGAAUCGCUUACAAACCAAAAGGAUUUGGAGGAAAGAUCUCCAUCGAUCCUGUAUUCCAAUGGAUUGUUCCACCAUCUGUUUCCCUCGUUGGGGCAGCUGCUCUUCCGUCCGCAUAUUUAAUGGCCCACAUGAUAAUGGACAAAAUAAUAAGAUGGCCGCUCAUUAAGUCGGCUUUUAUACUGAACGGACAAACGCCUAUCGGAAUUGCAUGUAUAUCCGUAUGUCUCAACAUGGGCUAUGAUGUCUACGUGACUAUUCCGAACAAAGCAGCUAGAAAACUCUUGAUGAUUCUCUUUCCUGAGAUACCCGGUUCGCAUAUCACAGACCAUAAUAACGAGGACUUCUACGUGCCCAUGAUGCUCGGGACAGGCGGGUUGGGGGCGGAAAUAAUCGUAAGUGACCUGCCCCGACGUCAAAUGCUUACCGCGUGGAAGUGCAUCGGGGAAUGGGGCAACUUUGUGAAUCUCAACGAGGAGACCAUGGACCACAACGCACCACUUCCUAUGGAGGGAUUCAGAGUCGGCACCAACUACUACGGUGUUAAGCAGUUCAAUGUAAUAGACUUACCCAAAGAGCAUAAACUCCGCCUUCACGCCCUGGUCAGCGAGAGCUUGACAUCGGACCGAAUCGUCCACAUGCCGCAUCAAAUUCUUGACGCGGAUAACCUGAGCCAGUUACCGCGGUCCCUUGAGCUGAUUACAGAACAAGGUGGAAAAUUACUGCUGGAUGUAAGUAAAGAUUACGCUGGUAAAAAGACCCACAAAUCGACACGAGAGAAACUUAACGGGUUGAAUGGACACAGUGAAUGGGUCGCAAAUGGAGACGCUCACCACACUUACAUCAUUCUAACUAUAACUGCCGGGAAAGCAGUCAGUACAAUAGAUUGGUUACUGGAACGUGGCGUAAAAAAAAUUGUCAUGGCCACAUUGGACAUGCGAGGCGGUGAAAGUGCAAUUCGGAAAAUAAAUAAUUCUACUAUAAAGCACGAUGCUAUGUUCCUUAUGGUAUCCAACGAUAUGAUGAAGACGGCCUCAGGCGUGAAAAAACUGCUCGGAAAAGCAGAGAGACUAGGAAAAAUAUCAACGAUUUUGGCAAUCUCACUGGACGAACAUGUUGACAUCCUGUCAAAUGUUGGAGAUGAAUUGAAGCGAUUAAAAAGCGACUGUUCACUGAUAAAUAUACAAGCGGCUACGAGUACUUAUGAGUCAGAUGAAAUGGUUACAAUAGUAUGCAGUGAUGAUGCAGACUGUUCUCAUGCCCUUGGUCAAGCCAUGGCGGAUCUAGAUAAGACGGCGACUUACGUCGUUUCCAGUAAAAUUGAGAACAGAUUAAAUGAUGCAGCUCCAACACCAAGCGAAAAGCUUACCGACUACUUACCCUCCUCCAUCCACGAAUUGGAGGAAAUGGGAGCAGAUUUGUGUUCAAAGGACUCCCAAAUUGACGGUCAGAAUGCUGCUGAGUUCUUUUACACACCCUCUCUGUCACCCAGAACAACAACAGAAAUAGAUGACGUAUUCCCUGUUUUUAUAGUUCCUGCUUUUUGCCAAACUCAGCUGAAACCUUUGAUUUCGAAACAAAUGUAUCCCUGUUACGUAGCUCAUGUGCAUCCUGAAGCUAGUUCUACUAAGCAAGUUGCUUCGCAUCUGUUAGAGUCUAUGAUGAAAAUUCAAAGGAGAGGUCCUUAUACUUUAGUUGGAGAGACCUGGAGCGGAGGGUUGGCUAUUCUUUUGGCGAAGCUUCUCACUGAUGCAAAGCAGGAAGUAUCCUUGUUCCUCUUGCAGGGGGUACCUCAAAGGUUGCUCUCACUGUUACCACCCAGAGAAUCCUUGAAUGCUCACCUCAUAAAAUUACUGUUCGAGCUCGAUGAAGAGAAAAGCUCAGAAGUAUUUGAAGAACUGGACGAGACUAAAAGAUUUGACAGAGUGGUAAAGUCAUUUCCGUUUAACAAAAAUUUCUUGCGAAGAUCCUUCAAUGCUAUUCAGCGUCAAAUAGAAUCAUUGAGAAGCUCUCAAGACCACUCCAUUAGCCUAAAUAAUGAUAUUUUCCUAAUGGAAGUGUCCCAGUAUUGUAAAUUGUCAGUCAUCGAGGUGGAAACGAUGUCCGAGAAAAGAGUGCAGCUUGUGAAAAUCGACUGUGAAAACUACAAGAAAAUGCUGUCAAAUCCACAACUUUCCGCUAAAAUCGCUGAAGAGGCACCAUUCACCUGGUGAUGACAGUUCAAUUGAACUUCGGCCGAUGCACCAAUAAUGCGGGCUGAUAAAGUUUGCUGAAAUUUACGGACUAAACAAAAUAUUAAACUUUCAAGGCUCCAGCCUUAAAUUGUAAGUCAGUGAUCUGAAGAAUGCUCCCAGAAAAUUUUAGGUAGCUUCAAAGAAUAAUUAAAGUGGUUUGUAAAUAGUGCGAUACUGAGUAAAACUUAUGUGAAGAGAAGGAUGAAAGUUGGCAGACUUGUCAGUUUAGAAAUGUUUGCA